Molecule: messenger RNA, 899 nt
Organism: Annulohypoxylon maeteangense
Lineage: Eukaryota; Fungi; Ascomycota; Sordariomycetes; Xylariales; Hypoxylaceae
Exons: 2
Coding region: 98-799 (233 amino acids)
Source: RefSeq, a predicted model, not a curated record
CCUUUAACUCCUACGUUUUUCACCUUAUUUAACUUACAACCUACGAUACAUACCUAUAUUACAUAUUUUAAUCCUCGAUAUAAGAGAGCUGAUCGCCAUGUUAUUCCAAACAGUCUCCUCGAUCGCCAUCAUGGCCCUUGCCGGCCAGGCUAUUGCCGAACCCGUACGUCAACCAUAUAAGUUAAAACUCGCACAAAUGUCAGCCAAAAGUAUCUUCGGUCUCGACCGCCGCGACGAUGGCGGAUAUUCUCCCGAGCAGCAAUUUUGUGGUUCUGGAGAUACCUGUGACGAAGCUUGUGGCAAAGGCUUUGCGCAAUGCCCUUCGAAGGACGGUAUCGUACAUUGUUUCAAUAAGGCCGGCAAUCAGACAUGCUGUCCCGGUAAGACCGGAGAUUCUUGUGAUCAGGGCUACUUUUGUAGCGCCGAUGAUAAAGGCAAUACUUGGUGUUGUCCCGACAGCAUGACUCUUAAGCAGUGCGCUGCCGCUUAUAGCCUUCCUGGAUCCCUUAUAGUGCCCACCCCCACUUCUACAUCCACACCAUCUUCGACAAAUGCUUCCGCGACCAAGAGCGCCACUUCACUUAAGAUUGUGGGAAGCGCUUCAGCUACUGGGGAUUACGGGUCCACCGCCACUGAACCACCGACCACAACCGCCGCCCCCGCAGCUACGUCUUCGUCAUCGUCGCCUUCGCCAACAGCCCCUGAUAACGGUAUCGUCGCCGCAGGCACCGACAGCAUCCGCGUUCCCGCUAGCGGUGCGAUACUCCUCAUCGUCGCCGCCUUCGCCGCUCUCCUAUAAACUACUUCAACACUAAUCUUACCAUAGAUGGAAGGAAGUUAGGAGCGACGUAUCGACAAGGCUAUAUGGUACGAUGAUGGAACGAGCUACGAUGAUCGAU